Molecule: messenger RNA, 838 nt
Organism: Condylostylus longicornis
Lineage: Eukaryota; Metazoa; Arthropoda; Insecta; Diptera; Dolichopodidae
Exons: 4
Coding region: 48-728 (226 amino acids)
Biological process (GO): negative regulation of T cell proliferation; T cell costimulation; cell surface receptor signaling pathway
Cellular component (GO): external side of plasma membrane
Source: RefSeq, a predicted model, not a curated record
UCUUAAUAUUUAAAAAAUUUAAUGUAAAAGUGAAUUAAAUUAAAAAAAUGUAUUCAUAUUUCAUGAUAAUUACUACAUUUACAGUAAUAUUAAGUAACAUUCAUUUAGGAAAUGGCAUUGAAACUUAUACAACAUUUGAAGGAGAGUCAAUUGUAUUACAAUGUAGAUUUAAUAUUGCUGAUUAUGAUCGUGAUGAUUUAGAAAUUUUUUGGUUAUACCCUGAUGAUACGGAUUAUGAAAGAAUAAAAUGGUUUACGGAAUUUCAAAGAAAUAGUCUAUUAACUUUUAUAGAGAUCAAUAAUGUUACAAAAAUUAAAGAUUCUGGAAAUUAUUCUUGUAUUUUAAAUAAUAAAGGAGAAUAUUUGACGGAAAAAUUUAUUACUUUAGAAAUUCAAAAAGAUAAUGUAAUUACAAAUGAUGAAAUUGAUGGCCGUAUUCAUAAUUUUAAUACAAUAUCAAAUAAUGGACCAGAAAAUCUUUUUCAAAAUGAUACAUUUAACAAGAUACGUAAAAUACAGAAUACAGAAAAUGUUGAAAUGAAGGAGACAACUAAUCAAAAUAAUGAAAAUAUUAUAAUUCCAAUAAUAGCAGGAGUUUCAGCAUUAAUUAUAGCAAUACUAUUCAUAUUUGUUAUUGUACUGUUGAUUGUUGUACGUAGAAAAUUGAAAAGUAAAUCAGAUACUAAAACGGAAAGCAGUGUUUCUUACAACAAUAGUGGAAAAGCUUAAGUAAUGUCUACAAUAUCACUAACAUUUAUUUUUUUUAAAUAUUUUUAAGUAAUUUGUAUAAAAAGAUUUUUAAUUUUAAAUUUUGUAUAAAAGAAAUCAGUAAUAUCUAA